Molecule: messenger RNA, 939 nt
Organism: Podarcis muralis (Common wall lizard)
Lineage: Eukaryota; Metazoa; Chordata; Lepidosauria; Squamata; Lacertidae
Product: olfactory receptor 2D3-like
Biological process (GO): G protein-coupled receptor signaling pathway
Cellular component (GO): membrane
Molecular function (GO): G protein-coupled receptor activity; olfactory receptor activity
Source: RefSeq, a predicted model, not a curated record
AUGGCAAAGGAUCUUACAGGGGCGAAUCAAAGUUCUGUGACUGAAUUCAUCCUUCUCGGGUUCUCAAGCCAGCCCCAAAUGCAGAAGCUGCUGUUUGCGAUCUUCCUGACCAUGUACCUGAUGACCCUGCUAGGGAACGGCCUUAUUAUCAUCCUUAUCAGGACAGACUCCCGUCUCCACACACCCAUGUACUUCUUCUUGGCCAACCUCUCCUUCUUGGACAUCAGCUAUAGUACCACUAUCGGGCCCCAGAUGCUGCUACACCUCCUCUCCCAGAGGAAAACCAUCUCCUUUGCUGGCUGCGCUACCCAGAUGUACGUCUUCCUGUCCCUGGGGAUAACUGAGUGUGUCCUCUAUGCUGUGAUGGCUUACGAUAGGUAUGCCGCCAUCUGCCACCCGCUGCGCUACACCCUCAUCAUGAGCAGGCCUCUCUGCCUCAAGAUGGCCGCCGGCUCGUGGGCCUGUGGCUUCUUCUUUGCCAUGAUGCAUACUGGCUUCACCAUGCAGCUGCCUUAUUGCGGCCCCAAUGAGAUCAACCACUUUUUCUGUGAGGUGCCGGCCAUCUUGGAAUUGGCCUGUGCAGACACCCGGGUCAAUGAGCUGGUGGACUUUGUGGUGGGGGUGAUUGUGCUCAUGAUCCCACUUUCUUUCAUAGUGGUAUCGUACGCUUUUGUCUUAGCAGCCAUCUUGAGCAUCCGUUCAGCCGAAGGAAAGUUCAAAGCCUUUUCCACCUGCACCUCGCACAUCACCGUGGUGACGCUUUUCUACGGGGCUGCCAUGUUCAUAUACAAGCGCCCAGCAUCCAGCUACGAGCCAGAGAGGGACAAGAAGUUCUCUCUGUUUUACAAUGUGGUGACUGCUCUUUUGAAUCCAUUUAUCUAUAGCCUAAGGAACAAUGAUGUCAAAGGAGCCCUGGUCAAGCUGGUUUUCAAACAGUAA